Molecule: messenger RNA, 2208 nt
Organism: Oncorhynchus nerka (sockeye salmon)
Lineage: Eukaryota; Metazoa; Chordata; Actinopteri; Salmoniformes; Salmonidae
Product: retroviral integration site protein Fli-1 homolog
Exons: 11
Coding region: 403-1782 (459 amino acids)
Biological process (GO): cell differentiation; regulation of transcription by RNA polymerase II
Cellular component (GO): nucleus
Molecular function (GO): DNA-binding transcription factor activity, RNA polymerase II-specific; sequence-specific DNA binding
Source: RefSeq, a predicted model, not a curated record
UUUAAAAGCACAUAUGCUAGUCUAAAGAAAGUUAAAGAUAAUUUAAAGAAGUGAUGCACCUGUCACAAUUUAUGAUAAAGACGACGCCUUUGAGGCGCAUUACACAGCAUAUAAGCAAUCUUGAUCAGUACAAGUUUAUUGGAGCGCGCUCGUGGCAGGUGUCUUGGCGCCAUGGAAUGUAUUUGGAGUAUAAGGCCACUUUCCAUAGAGUUGGAGGAUCGAAAUCCAUGAGAUGACUGGUAACACAAUGGAAGAGCGGGACUUUGAACUUCAAUCAAGGCUGUGUAUUCUUGCUGUCCGACGUACCCAAUCCUCCCCUACCUUCAUCAAACCUAGGAAGCACUGUCCGUGGUGAGCGAGGACCAGUCCAUUUUCGAGUCGCCCUUCCCUGCCGCCACGACCAUGCACAUGAAGGGCGAGAUGACGUCACCGGGAAGCUUCAGCCAGGCCUCCGAAGAGAGCCAAGAACCCACCGAGCCGGAGUGGGCCGGCCCGGGAGCACAGAACCCUGGGAAGAGAGGAGAGCACAUCAACGGAACCAGUCGUGAGUCCCCUGUGGACUGCAGUGUGACCAAACGCUCCCGACACAUGAGCAGCAACGAAGGGGGUCAGCUGGCCUACCAGGCCUCAUACCCUGAGCCCCGCGCCAGCCCCCAGACCACCACCCCGCCCAACAGCGCCACAGAGGAGAAGAGAGUCAUAGUGCCCGCAGACCCUGAGGUGUGGACCCAGGACCAUGUGCGCCAGUGGCUGGACUGGGCCAUCAAGGAGUACAGCCUGGAGGAGGUGGACAUCAUGCACUUCCACACACUGGAGGGCAAGGCACUCUGCAAGAUGACCAAGGAGGAUAUGAUGCGCCUCACGUCCGCCUACAACACAGACAUCCUGCUCGGCCACCUCAAUUACCUCCGGCAGAGCAGCCCUACUUUCUCCUACCCCACAACUCCAACCAACAACACACAGCAACAACCCAGACUACAGGUUAAAUCAGAGAACAGUUAUGAGGAGAUAGGCAGAAGGAACAGCUGGCCUUCGAACCCCAUGCCACCUCCAGUACCCAAAGGUUCUCCCAUGGAGCACCAACACAGCAUCAGAGUCACAGAGCCUCCACCAAGAAGUGUGCAAGACCCAUACCAAGCAUUAGGUCCCAUCAGCAGUCGUCUAGCCAACCCAGAAGGGCAGGCCCUCCACUCCAAGAACCGAACAAGCAAACACAGUUCAUACAGGCUGCCUGACCCCAGCGCUCACAGGCCUGUGGGCUCUGGACAGAUCCAGCUGUGGCAGUUCCUGCUGGAGCUGCUGUCGGACAGCAACAACUCCAGCAUCAUCACCUGGGAGGGCACCAACGGCGAGUUCAAGAUGACCGACCCGGACGAGGUGGCCAAGCGUUGGGGCGAGCGCAAGAGCAAACCCAACAUGAACUACGACAAGCUGAGCCGCGCCCUGCGCUACUAUUACGACAAGAACAUCAUGACCAAGGUGCACGGCAAGCGCUACGCCUACAAGUUUGACUUCCAGGGCAUCUCACAGGCCCACCAGGGUCACGGCGGAGAGGGGGGCAUUGUUAAGUAUCAGACUGAGGUAUCUUAUGCCCAGCCCUACCACAGCCACCAGCCAAAAAUGAACUUCAUGAACACACAUGCCGCCCCUAUGCCCGUGUCCCCUGGGAACUUUUUCGGGCCGCCUACAACUUACUGGAACUCAACAACCAGCCCAAUGUAUCCGGGGUCUCCUAUGCCAAGGCACCCGGGGACUCACUCCCACCUGAGCUCAUACUAUUGAGGCCUGGGUGUCUUGCACUAGACUGGAUGGGCUGGCAGAGCUUUCUGAAACAGACAUAUCCAAGAUACCAUCCACAAUGUAUCUGGUCUUUAAUGUCUAAAUUACAUUGUAACGCUAUGCAAGUUUUUUAAUUUCUCAAUUAUGGAGGUUGAGAAUGUUCAUUUCCUGUGAUUCAGUUUUUUGAAAAACCAAGUUUUUCAAUUAUGUAAGUAUUUUGUUUAAUAUGUAAUUGAGGUCAUUGAAGGAUUUAAAGGGAAAGUCACUGAGUGUGGGAAGUGGUAAAACUGUUGACGUCUUUAUCGCAAUUACUAUAUUCAUUAAAUCUAACAUUUGUAAAAGUAUAAUUGUACAGAAUGUUUCAUACAAUUGUAGCAAUAAAACAUUUACCCCUGUAGUAAUGCUAAUAAAAGGAACUUGUAUAUUUGA